Molecule: messenger RNA, 4520 nt
Organism: Jaculus jaculus (lesser Egyptian jerboa)
Lineage: Eukaryota; Metazoa; Chordata; Mammalia; Rodentia; Dipodidae
Gene: Ube3c
Product: ubiquitin protein ligase E3C
Exons: 23
Coding region: 81-3332 (1083 amino acids)
Biological process (GO): ubiquitin-dependent protein catabolic process; protein polyubiquitination
Molecular function (GO): protein binding; ubiquitin protein ligase activity
Source: RefSeq, a predicted model, not a curated record
GCUAGCCGCAGGCCGAGGGGCGGCGCGGGAGACCUGGGCGGCGACCCUGGCGGGCCGCGCAGAUGGGAUAGGCGGCGAAGAUGUUCAGCUUCGAAGGGGAUUUCAAGACGCGGCCCAAGGUGUCCCUCGGCGGCGCGAGCCGGAAGGAAGAAAAGGCUUCUCUUUUACAUCGUACUCAGGAAGAAAGAAGGAAAAGAGAGGAAGAAAGACGAAGAUUGAAAAAUGCAAUAAUUAUCCAGUCAUUUAUUCGAGGCUACAGGGACAGAAAACAGCAAUACUCCAUCCAAAGAAGCGCGUUUGACCACUGUGCUGACUCAGCACAGCACGGCGGUACCUUCUCCCUUGCCGACGGCCCGAACCUUACCCUCCUGGUAAGGCAGCUUCUGUUUUUUUACAAACAAAGUGAAGACUCUAAACGUUUGAUAUGGCUAUAUCAGAACUUAAUUAAGCACAGCUCUCUCUUUGUUAAGCAGUUGGAUGGAUCAGAGCGACUGACAUGCUUAUUUCAAAUAAAGAGGCUGAUGAGCCUCUGCUGCAGGUUGCUGCAAAGCUGUAAUGAUGACAGUUUGAAUGUUGCACUUCCCAUGCGGAUGCUGGAGGUGUUUUCAUCUGAGAAUACCUACUUGCCUGUUUUACAAGACGCUAGCUAUGUGGUGUCAGUGAUUGAACAGGUUUUGCACUACAUGAUUCACAAUGGCUAUUAUAGGUCUCUCUACUUGUUGAUUAACAGCAAGCUUCCGUCAAGUGUUGAGUAUUCUGAUGUUUCUCGAGUUCCUAUAGCAAAAAUUUUGCUGGAGAAUGUCCUCAAACCAUUGCACUUUACAUACAGCUCCUGUCCAGAAGGUUCCAGGCAGCAAGUUUUUUCAGCCUUCACAGAGGAGUUUCUGGCAGUACCUUUCACUGAUCAGAUUUUUCAUUUUGUCAUUCCGGCAUUGGCUGAUGCCCACGCUGUGUUCCCUUAUGAGCCCUUUCUGAAUGCACUAUUGUUACCGGAGAGUCGAGGUUCAAAGCAGAAUGGUGGGGCACCAUGGCUCUUCUAUUUUGUUCUAACUGUUGGCGAGAACUAUUUGGGUGCCCUCUCUGAGGAUGGCCUGCUGCUGUAUCUGCGAGUGCUCCAGACCUUCCUCUCUCAGCUUCCUGCCUCGCCCGCUGGGGCUGGCCGCCCUGAUUCCUCCAGUGACUCGGAGGAGGAGAGUGAGGAGGCUGACCAGCCCACCGGCCCUGAAGAUGGCAGGUUCUCAACCCCGUACAUAACCGAGGAGUGUCUGAGGAAGCUGGACACAAAGCAGCAGACCAAUACCCUGUUGAACCUGGUGUGGAGAGACUCGGCCAGUGAGGAGGUCUUCACCAGGAUGGCGUCCAUCUGCCACACACUGAUGGUGCAGCACCGCAUGAUGGUGCCCAGAGUCAGGCUUCUCUACAGUUUAGCCUUUAAUGCCAGGUUUUUGAGGCACCUUUGGUUUCUCAUCUCUUCCAUGACAACACGGAUGAUCACAGGGUCUAUGGUGCCGUUGCUUCAGGUGAUAUCGAGGGGCUCACCCAUGUCUUUUGAAGAUUCUAGCCGGAUCAUCCCGCUCUUUUACCUCUUCAGCUCCUUGUUCAGUCAUUCGCUGAUUUCCAUACAUGACAAUGAAUUUUUUGGUGACCCCAUAGAAGUUGUAGGUCAGAGACAAUCAUCCAUGAUGCCUUUCACCCUGGAGGAGCUGGUUGUGCUGUCCCGCUGCCUGCGUGACGCCUGCUUGGGGAUCAUCAAGCUGGCGUAUCCAGAAACAAAGCCAGAAGUGCGAGAGGAGUACGUGACCGCCUUCCAGAGCAUUGGGGUUACUACAAGCUCCGAGAUGCAGCAGUGCAUACAGAUGGAGCAGAAGCGGUGGAUUCAGCUUUUCAAGGUUAUCACCAACCUAGUGAAGAUGCUGAAGUCCAGAGACACAAGGAGAAACUUCUGUCCUCCAAACCACUGGCUGUCUGAACAAGAGGAUAUUAAAGCAGACAAGGUCACCCAGCUGUAUGUGCCUGCGUCCAGACACGUGUGGAGGUUCCGGAGAAUGGGGAGGAUCGGCCCACUGCAAUCCACUCUGGAGGUGGGUCUGGAGUCCCCACCACUGUCUGUGUCUGAGGAGCGGCAGCUGGCCAUCCUGACAGAACUGCCCUUCGUAGUUCCAUUUGAGGAGCGAGUGAAGAUCUUUCAAAGGUUGAUUUAUGCAGAUAAGCAAGAGGUUCAAGGAGAUGGUCCAUUUCUGGAUGGAAUUAAUGUCACAAUAAGAAGAAAUUAUAUUUAUGAAGAUGCUUAUGACAAACUUUCUCCAGAAAAUGAACCUGACUUGAAAAAGCGGAUCCGUGUGCACUUGCUUAAUGCCCAUGGCCUGGAUGAAGCUGGCAUCGAUGGCGGCGGCAUUUUCAGAGAGUUUUUAAACGAACUACUGAAGUCGGGAUUUAAUCCCAACCAGGGGUUCUUUAAGACUACUAAUGAAGGGCUUCUGUACCCCAACCCAGCUGCUCAGAUGCUUGUGGGAGAUUCUUUUGCUAGACAUUACUACUUCCUGGGCCGAAUGCUUGGAAAGGCCCUGUAUGAAAACAUGUUGGUGGAGCUGCCCUUCGCAGGCUUUUUCCUGUCCAAGUUGCUGGGAACUAGUGCAGAUGUGGACAUCCACCACCUGGCCUCCCUGGACCCUGAGGUCUACAGGAAUCUGUUGUUCCUCAAGAGCUAUGAGGAGGACGUGGAGGAGCUGGGGCUGAACUUCACCGUGGUGAACAAUGACCUGGGUGAGGCCCAGGUAGUUGAACUGAAGUUUGGAGGGAAAGACAUCCCUGUCACCGGGGCCAACCGCAUCGCCUACAUCCACUUGGUAGCUGACUACCGGCUGAACAAGCAGAUCCGCCCUCACUGUCUGGCUUUUCGACAGGGCCUUGCCAACGUCGUCAGCCUGGAGUGGCUCCGAAUGUUUGACCAGCAAGAGAUUCAGGUACUAAUUUCUGGUGCACAAGUUCCCAUAAGUCUGGAGGACCUAAAGUCCUUUACAAACUACUCAGGGGGCUAUUCUGCAGAUCAUCCUGUCAUUAAAAUCUUCUGGAGAGUUGUAGAAGGGUUCACAGAUGAAGAAAAGCGCAAGUUGCUCAAGUUUGUUACAAGCUGCUCUCGACCCCCUCUCCUGGGGUUCAAGGAGCUGUACCCUGCGUUCUGCAUCCACAAUGGGGGCUCUGACCUCGAGCGGCUCCCCACAGCCAGCACCUGCAUGAACCUGCUGAAGCUCCCUGAGUUUUAUGAUGAGGCCCUGCUGCGAAGCAAGCUGCUCUAUGCCAUCGAGUGUGCUGCUGGCUUUGAACUGAGCUGAGCCGAGCCGAGCCGAGCCAGCUGGAGCUGGAUCUGACCACAGCAGCCAGCACCUGCCAGACCCACAAGAGCGCCCAGGCCUUCUUCCUGCCAUUCCUCCCUUCCUGGUUUUUUAGAUGAUUUUAUUAUGGCAUGGUCACUUAUUAGAUGGACAUGUGGCUGGCUUAGUGAUUUUGCCAAGAAGAGAACACAGUUUUUAGACUAGUGGCAACUCAGUGAGAUUAACCAAAGAUGAAGCUUUGGCCUUGCUGAUCCUGUUAGACGCCCUCCUGGGUCGGUGCCCGCAUCUACUGGAAAGGGGCAGGGGCUGAGACAGCGCUCCGGGGCCACUGCUUCUCGUGUGGUUGGUUGUUUACAAGCCUGAGUGUUACAACUAAAGGCAUUUUCUUUCCUGCUGCCUUUUCCCAAAGUGGUUAAGUUUGGAAAGCAGAUAGAUAGUAUUAUCUCAUUUGUGCUUUUUAAGCCAUUCACUGGGUGGGACUCGCAUGCUUGUGUGGAGAAUCCACUGACCUGACGGCGUCAUGAGGCUUAAACACAACUGUGGGUGUGAAGUGGCCACUUCACUCAUGCUCUUUCUGUGUCUGCGUGGUGCCUGGAGCGCUUUCAGGGAGGAGGAGGGUCCCUGCAGUCCCCAAGGCAUGUGUCACCUCCAGUGAGGGCGACUGGGGAACAUGAGCCCUGUGGCUCCUAUUAAAGUCAUUUGAACCAAAGUGACCGGCUGCUUCUCUCCAUGACCCACGUGCCCUCUGGGCCCAGCUGCACUGUCCAUCAUCCUGGGCAUCUUGGAGGGCCUCAGCACCUCUGCUUCCUACUGCUGCUUUGACACGAACAUGGGCUUCCCUGGUGUAUGUCCAGAGGGGAAGAGCAUUGGGCGAGUCUCACUUAGGCACUUUAUCAGGGCCAGACUCGUUGCUGGGUGACCUCAGCCUCUGCAAACAGGAAGCCGAGAACGUCGGAGGGCAGCUGUGGUGAGGACCGGCCUGUGUGGAGCUGGUGAGGACUCCAGACUCUACUUGUGCCACGUCCAGUGUCUGUGGCUGGAGACUCUGCUGUCAUGGUUAGGUGACCAGAAUUAGCAAUAUACUUUUAAAUGUGGGAAAGCUGAAUGACACUUUUAAGACAAUGACCAUUAUCAAAACAAAAUGUAUAAUUUCUUAAUUUGAAUAAUAAAUUAAGUGUUUAAAUGCUA